AUGUGUAAGCACCCCCCCAAAACAGUGGACGGUCAAGAAGAGAAUUCUCUGCGAAGACUACAAUUCGUUUGCAAUUGCGAUGAACCGGAGAACAACCCAUGGCUAACUUUUUGUCGCACAGCUCUCGUCAGUGGGGAGAAGUCGAACUUCCAGUUCAUCCUUCGUCUUCUCAACACCAACGUCGAUGGCAAGCAGAAAAUCAUGUACGCCUUGACCCGAAUCAAGGGUGUCGGUCGUCGCUAUUCCAACUUGGUCUGCAAGAAAGCCGAUGUGGACUUGAACAAGCGUGCCGGUGAAAUUACAUCCGAAGAACUCGAACGAAUUGUCACCAUCAUCCAAAACCCGACCCAAUACAAAAUCCCAGAAUGGUUCCUGAACAGACAACGCGACAUCGUCGACGGUAAGAACACUCAAGUUUUGGCAAAUGGUAUGGAAAGCAAAUUGCGUGAGGAUUUGGAGCGUCUGAAGAAGAUCCGCGCUCAUCGGGGUCUGCGACACUACUGGGGCUUGCGUGUCCGAGGUCAACACUCCAAGACCACGGGCCGAAGAGGUCGUACCGUCGGCGUCAGCAAGAAGAAGGGCUAA
Rhinocladiella mackenziei CBS 650.93 is the source of this 585-nucleotide messenger RNA. Its product is annotated as 40S ribosomal protein S18. Gene Ontology annotation, biological process: translation. The record is from RefSeq and is a predicted model, not a curated record. The coding region runs from base 1 to 585 and encodes 194 amino acids. The transcript has 3 exons. Lineage: Eukaryota; Fungi; Ascomycota; Eurotiomycetes; Chaetothyriales; Herpotrichiellaceae. Gene Ontology annotation, molecular function: RNA binding; structural constituent of ribosome. Gene Ontology annotation, cellular component: cytosol; ribosome; small ribosomal subunit.